Molecule: messenger RNA, 2541 nt
Organism: Oldenlandia corymbosa var. corymbosa
Lineage: Eukaryota; Viridiplantae; Streptophyta; Magnoliopsida; Gentianales; Rubiaceae
Source: the annotation of a GenBank genome assembly
AUGAAUUCUUCUAAUUUUUUCAGUGUUCUGGCAGCUUUAGGUUCUUGGAAUAUUCAAUUGAGAAAUAUUUCCGAGCAGAUGGACAGUGGUAUCUGGAAUAUCUUCUCGGGAUCUAAUCCAUAUCAUGCCUCAAAAGAUGCAACCAUUUUUUCAAGUUCAUUGCCGGUGCUUCCCCACCAGAUAUUCAAUCUGAAAGAUGCAGAACAAGGUGUCCGACCAGUUGAUGAUCUCUCUCCCAGCUUGAAGGAGGUGCACCCACUAGAUUGGGAGGGUAAUGAUGCAUUUGAAAUUGAUGAAAACCAUGCCAUUGGAAGCUUGCUUCCUGAUGAUGAAGAUGAACUUCUUGCUGGUAUAAUGGAAAAUUGCGGUCUUGGUCAGUUGCCUCAACAUAUGGAUGACCUUGAGGAGGUUGAUCUUUUUGGCAGUGGUGGUGGAUUGGAAUUGGAGUCGGAUGUGGAGAAUUUAACUCUUUGCGCCUCUAGGGCUGGUCUUUCUGAUGUUGUUGGUAAUGGAAUGAAUCAUUUUGGAGUCACGAAUGGUACUGGAACUGUUUCUGGAGAACAUCCACUUGGAGAGCAUCCUUCUAGAACCCUGUUUGUGCGGAAUAUCAAUAGCAAUGUUGAGGAUUCAGAGCUCAGAAGUCUCUUUGAGCCACAUGGGGAUAUCAGAUCUAUGUACACUGCAUGCAAGCAUAGGGGCUUUGUCAUGAUAUCUUUCUAUGAUAUUCGUGCUGCUCGAAAUGCUAAGCGGUUGUUACAAAAUAAGCUCUUGGGAAGGAGAAAACUGGAUGUUCAUUUUUCCAUACCAAAGGAUAAUCCGUCAGACAAGGAUCUUAACCAAGGAACUUUGGUAGCGUUUAAUUUGGACCCAUCUGUGUCAAAUGAUGACCUCCGGCAAAUAUUUGGGACUUAUGGUGAGGUGAAGGAGAUAAGGGAAACCCCCCACAAGAAACAUCAUAAAUUCAUUGAAUAUUAUGAUAUUAGAGCUGCAGAAGAUGCUCUAAGAUCCUUGAACAGGUGUGACAUAGGUGGAAAACGGAUAAAGCUUGAACCUAGUCGUCCUGGGGGAGCGCGGCGAAAUCUAAUGUUGCACAUGAAUCAAGACAAUGAAGAUGAUGGUCGGAGUUUUCGGCAUCAAUUGGGUUCCUCUGUCGGCAAUUCCCAAUCAGGUAACUGGCCGCAGUUUGGAAGUCCUCUGGAACAUAGCCCUCUGCGGAGUCUCAGUAUAUCCCCCGGUUUCAGGUCUCCCACAAUGAGCAACAAGUUUUCUGGUUUAGCUUCGAUUCUGGAUCCUCAGACCUCAAACUCUCAGCGGGCAGCCCAAAUUGGCAAAGACUUUGUGGGGAGCAGCCAAAUGGACCUUAUAUUUACCAAUGGGAACACACAACGUGGAGAUACUUUUCCACAGCCUCUUUCUUUUCCUGAACGCAGUUCAAGUCUGUUUUCUGGAACUGCAUCUUCUUUUGAUGCUUCAAGUUCAAGUGGUUCAGUUUUUGAUGCAUCAUUUGGACCUGAGUUCCUUUGGAGAAGUCCAAAGCUAUACUCUGAGCCCAGUAAGCUAACUAAUUCAAGAAAUCAAUUUAUUGGGCAUCAUUUCACAUCUAGCCAAAACCAUGGUCUCUCGUUCCCAAAUCAUGGACCAUUUUUUGGUUCAUCUCUCGGGGACCACCAUAGUUAUCAUCAUACUGGAUCUGCUCCAACUGGUUUUCCUUUUCAAAAGAAUGUUAAUCAUUAUCAAGAGCCUCCAGGGACAUUCAUGGAACCUCUUUGUGGUGUGGGUUAUAUUCAUAACAGCAGAAACUCUGUGAUGAAGUCCAGUGGUCGCGGCAGCGUUUCUGUUUCUGGAAACAUUUCUGAAAGUGGUUCUCUUGGAUUUGGUUCAAUAUCUACUCCUGGAUAUAGUCCGAUGAUUUCUGGAAAUGGUACUUUCUCUGGAGUUGAGGGUUUGGAUGAACGUGGAUGUAUCAGGCAUGUUGAAACCCCUGGGAACCAAAUGGACAAUGGCAAACACUUUCAGCUAGAUUUACUUAAAAUUGGAAGUGGUGAAGACACCAGAACAACACUGAUGAUUAAAAAUAUCCCGAACAAGUACACCUCAAAGAUGUUGAUGGCUGCUAUUGAUGAAAAUCACAGGGGCACUUAUGAUUUUUUCUAUCUGCCCAUUGAUUUCAAAAAUAAGUGUAAUGUGGGCUAUGCGUUUAUCAACAUGUUGUCCCCAUCGCACAUCGUUCCAUUGUAUAAGGCAUUUCAUGGGAAAAGAUGGGAGAAAUUUAAUAGUGGGAAAGUAGCCUCGUUAGCUUAUGCUCGAAUUCAGGGGAAGGCGUCUCUUGUUUCACACUUCCAAAAUUCAAGUUUGAUGUAUGAAGAUAAAUGCUGUAGGCCUAUUCUUCUGGACUCGAAGAGAAUAGAAUUUGCUAACCAGGAUCAUCAUCCUCCAAAAUAUAUGAACACCCAAGUUUUCUCAUCAUAUGGACCAGAACCCAGGGAGGCUCUUGAAAUCUCAGGAAAAACAGCUCUGUAUCCUAUGUUAGGGCGGAGAUAG